UGCGGCGCGGCGCGCGCGGGCGCAGGAAUGUGCGUUACGGUUAAAUAGUGGGCGCAGGGGCGGCCGCCGCGGCGGUUCGGGGCCGGCGGCGGUGCCGGUGCCGGUGUCUCUUCAACGGCUGAACCGGGCCAAGCCGGGUCGAGCCGAGCGGGGCGGCGAGGGAGCCUCCAUGGCGCGGCGCGGCUGCUGGGGCGGUGGCAGCGGCGUGGCGCUGCUGUGACAGGAGCUUGGCAGCUGGACUGGCCUUUCCUCCUACCCCGCUCCCCAGCCCGGGGGGAGGCCCCGCGCCGGCGUCCCGGGGGGCGCGGCGGCGCUCGGAGAGCGGAGCCGUGGCAGCAGCAGCGGCGGCGGCCGGGGGCAGCCGGCGUGUCACCGCCUCUAUGAUGAAAUUUAAGCCGAACCAGACGCGGACGUACGACCGGGAGGGCUACAAGAAGCGGGCGGCGUGCCUCUGCUUCCGCAGCGAGCGGGAGGACGAGGUGCUGUUGGUAAGCAGUAGCCGAUACCCAGAUCAGUGGAUUGUACCGGGUGGAGGAAUGGAACCAGAAGAAGAGCCAGGGGGAGCAGCCGUCAGAGAGGUGUAUGAAGAGGCUGGAGUAAAGGGAAAGCUAGGGAGACUGCUUGGGAUAUUUGAGCAGAACCAGGAUCGGAAGCAUAGGACAUAUGUUUAUGUUCUUACUGUGACGGAAAUACUGGAAGACUGGGAGGAUUCAGUUAAUAUAGGAAGGAAAAGAGAAUGGUUUAAAGUAGAAGACGCAAUCAAGGUCCUUCAGUGUCACAAGCCUGUUCAUGCAGAGUACUUGGAAAAACUGAAACUGAGCUGUUCACCCACUAAUGGAAACUCUGUGGUUCCCCCUCUUCCAGAUAAUAACUCCUUAUAUGUCACUUCUGCACAGACUUCUGGGUUGCCCUCUACUGUGAGAUAAACAUUUGGAUUACCUUUUUAUUCGUGUCAUCGCAAGGGGAGACAUCUGUGAUCACAUGUAGGCAUCUGUAUAACUGUCAAUUCUAAGUGAAAUAUGUGAAUGUGUCAUAAUGUCAAAUUUAUUUUAACAUGUUUUUCCUUUUUAACAGUGUAAAAUAGUAUUUCAGCAAACCAAAGCCAUAUAUGGAUUUUUUUAAGAUGCCUUAAUAGGCCAUUUUUUUUAAAAAAUAAAAAAAAAGAAAACUGAGUAUAUAAAUUUCCAUAUCUGCUAAAAUAAAAUAUGCAUCUCA
Chroicocephalus ridibundus (black-headed gull) is the source of this 1215-nucleotide messenger RNA. RefSeq names its product nudix hydrolase 4 (gene NUDT4). The transcript has 5 exons. Lineage: Eukaryota; Metazoa; Chordata; Aves; Charadriiformes; Laridae. Bases 381 to 926 code for a protein of 181 amino acids. Gene Ontology annotation, biological process: adenosine 5'-(hexahydrogen pentaphosphate) catabolic process; diadenosine pentaphosphate catabolic process; diphosphoinositol polyphosphate metabolic process. The record is from RefSeq and is a predicted model, not a curated record. Gene Ontology annotation, molecular function: bis(5'-adenosyl)-hexaphosphatase activity; endopolyphosphatase activity; diphosphoinositol-polyphosphate diphosphatase activity. Gene Ontology annotation, cellular component: cytoplasm; nucleus.